GACUCAAGUGAUGCUCCAUAUACCAUAGGUGUGGUUCGUGUUUAUAGGGAUUAUGGAGGUGCACGAGCAAGAUUUGCAAUCACAGGGACAACUGCAGAGAUUCGGCAGUAUCGCCACUUGGAGGAUGGUUCAUUGAAUCUGGUUACUCGCGGCCAACAACGAUUUCGCCUAAGGCGCCGUUGGAUUGAUGAAGGAGGAGCGCCUUGCGGAGAGGUUCAAAUUAUUGAGGAAGAUGUGCCACUAAAGAUCCCUAAGGAUGCAUGUGGGAAAUCGGGCCCAGUGAGGAACUUGAGGGCCCACCGUCACUCACAUAUGCUGCCACCUUCUAGUGGUUCAUCACAUGGGUAUGGAGGUAGAGAUGAUGAGUCUGAAGCUGGGUCAGAGGAAAGUUUUGAAAGUGCACUUUCACCAACAGAGAAGAGAAUUCACCAUUCUGUGGUUGAUCCCUAUUAUGACUAUGACAUGAUGGAUGAAUUAACAAGCAGUGAUGAUGAUAGGGUUAGUGAAUCAGAUAUUCAAUCUAGCCGAUCUUGUCAGAACAACUCUGCAUCCCGUAGAUCAUCACUUUUUGAUAAUGACAGCCAAAUCGAAGAUGUUGGCUUAGAAAUUAGGAAGGAUUCCAUGGCACAAAGAAGAUGUCAAAGAGGGGAGGGGUCAACAAGCUCUCAGAAAGUUGCUGAUUUAAACCAAUUUCGUAGAGUUCCAAAAGCAUUUUGGCCAUUUUGGGUAUAUCGAAUGUAUGAUUCGUAUUAUCUUGCUCAAAGAGCAGCAGGUACUUUUGAUCUGCUCAAGUUUCCCUUCUGAAAGUUAAUGUGUUUG
Molecule: messenger RNA, 819 nt
Organism: Carica papaya (papaya)
Lineage: Eukaryota; Viridiplantae; Streptophyta; Magnoliopsida; Brassicales; Caricaceae
Source: RefSeq, a predicted model, not a curated record